AUGAGGUGGAACCUGAGGCUCCAUGGAAUUCCAGAGCAGGCGGGUGACGACAUAACAGGACAUCUGUGGAACUGUCAUUCCCGAAUCAAAAGCCAAACUUCAGGAAAAUGUGGACAUUGUUCAUCGUUUGUGAAGACUCAAGGAUCAAGACAAGAGUCCGAGGACAACCAUCAUCCGGUUCACCAACAGAUCUACACAGGCUCUUCUCAUGAGGCGAGCAAAGAACUGUGAGUUCCUCAUCAAGCAAAAAUGUUGGUUCACGGAGGAGCUGACCUCUGCGGACAAAGUGCCACGGGAGAAACUUUGGCCGAUGGUGGCAGCAGCUCGAAAGGCAGGGAAAGCGGCAUUCUUUGUAGGUGCAAGAGUGAUCAUCGAUGGGAAAGAAAUGCGGCCAAAUCAGAACAUUUGA
Molecule: messenger RNA, 409 nt
Organism: Coregonus sp. 'balchen'
Lineage: Eukaryota; Metazoa; Chordata; Actinopteri; Salmoniformes; Salmonidae
Source: the annotation of a GenBank genome assembly